UCUCCUCUGGUUUUACUCUCUCUGAACUUUGCUGCAGGGCUUAUCUUCACUCAUCGGCCUCCUGAGGAGAGCCAAUGAACGGAAGACAGAAUUGCUCAGCCUGUUUUCUCAGUGUUUGCCUGGGUUCUCAGCACAGGAAGCUCUGAAAAGCGCUCUGAAAAGUCAGAAGGAGGAACCUCUCCAGUUUUGAGGAGCCAGUCAGUCAGGAGCAUGCACAGCUAAAGGAGAGGCAUGGGAAAGGGGGAGAGGAAACACUGGCUGCUGAGGAUGUACUGGCAGGCAAGAAAUGCUCCCCAUGACCACAGUUAAGCUGGUGGAAGGAUGGAUGGAGUGAGGGAGCUGCCUGAGCCAUGAAAGCAGGAACCAACAUGACGAUUGCUGGGAAGAUCGUGUAUGUUCUUCUGCUGCUCACCAUCACCAUGGUCAUGAGAUCAGCAGGUGAGUCUAAUUUGGACCAGUUGGCCAUUGGGAUGUGAGAAUGGGAAAUGUGCACAGCUCCUUUCUUUAUAAAAGUUAUAAAUAAUUCUGUGGCUUUAAUUAAGUGCUAAAAAUUAUGAAGCAAAAUUAAGAUAUGCUUUCCCAAUACCCACUCCUGCUCAUCUUUUCUUAGAGGUCACAAGGUUGCCAGGUAUUUUCCCUGUGACUUCCAUGUAGACAACUAUGUAGUGACCCUUAGCUGGGAACAUACAAUUUGUCACAAGUAGCCUUUUUGCUAAGACCUCCAAAUGCACAUCAUCUGAGAAAAUGAGCCUUUUGGCACCCUGAAAAUAUGCCUGGGAAAGUGUUUGGGAACUUGAAGCUUUUGGACAUGUAGUUUCUGCUGAAGAGAGGCUGCAGGCACUUUAAAAUAGGGCAGGCAACUUUUGGACCUUUCAGAGGAGAAGUGGAAGGUCUCAGAUGUGCUGAUAGAGGGGAGCAGCUUCUGGAAUUUUGUUCCAAAGGGCAUGGCCAGUAUCAAGGUGGGAAAGGAUUUUGUACUGAGGGCAAUGGCAGUCCAAAUUUUCUGUCUUUUAGUGUAGUUGACUUCAUUUUAACACAGUUUAACUGCAGUUGUUAAUGUUUCCCACAUACUGCUCAUUUGCAUUUUCAGAGCAUAUGCUCUUCCAGACUCCAUACAGCAAUCCAGGGAUUUGGUAACGGAACUAAGGAUUUGAGGAGCAGUUCCAGAAACUUGAACUGUUUCUGUAUAGGAGGAGGAAGGCAAAUAGGUCCAUGAGAUCUAAAUUAAACUUUGGACAUCUCUGAAUAAUAUGUAACAUUCAGGUGUCCAUUCUUUAUAUGGCCAGAUAGAACCAAACUACAUGGACAUGAGUUACUUUCCUGUUGGUCAUAAAAUAAAAAUAUCUCCUUUGUGAUGUUUUAAAGCAAAACAGAUGCAGUCAUUGUUGGCAGUGAUGGAACACCCAUGUAUAAUGUCUUUGGUGUGAUGAUGAUGGGUUCUAAAUGGUUACCCCAGUGCUACCCACUGGAAAAAAUUUAAAUACUUCAUGAACAUCAUUAACAUAUAUUUGGAUCAUUAACCUCACAACAGGCACACUGGUGUUAAAAGAUCUGUCCCUAUUCUCUAGGUAAGAACUAUCUCAAAAGAAUACUGGGGAACCUACUCAAGUUCAUGCAUAUCAAUUAUGCUGUCAUCACAGAUAGUCUACAUUUUUGAAGACAGUUGCUCAAAAAGUAAAGGAGUGUGGAUACACCACAGAAUAUUGAAGAAAAAGUGGGGAGACAGGGGAAUCCUACUGGCAAAAAUUAUUUUAAAAAAUUCACCUUCCUGGAAAUAUUUUUAAAAGUCCAAUGCCGAAAAGUGGGGAGUUUUCACCCUAAGUUAGACGCGCAAUCAUUCUUAAGAAAAAAGCAUAGAGGAUUUUCUUAUGCUGCCUUGGUGUUGAAGAAGACAAUGCUGGGAUGAAAACUGCAAUGCUAAAGGGAACAACUCCUCAGUGUUAGUGAUGACUGUAGGCAACAGCUCAGUUCUCACCUGCCCUCUCAAAGGAAAUAUAACUAUGCUAAGAUGGACCAUAACCCCCAAGGCUGGAGGCCUGUGCACCUUGGUAUACAGGGUUGAUAUGAACAUGACACACAGAACAACCUGCAGUGACAACAUAAACUGGACAUUCAGAGCAGGUCUGCCUCCUGCCCUUGAGAUCCGGCAAGUGGGAAUAGCCCAGGAGGGAAAUUACAGCUGUGAAUUUUCAUCAACAGAAGGGAAUUUCCACAAGAUGUACCACCUGACUGUGCUGGCUCCCCCAAGGCUGAGCCUGUCCUGUGAUGAGCAGGGCAGCCCUGUGUGCGAGGCAGCCGCAGGGAAGCCUCCGGCUCAGCUCUUGUGGGUCCCAGAGAGAAGCUCCACUGCAGAUGAGAAGUGCCACGACAAUGGGACAGUGACUGUUCUCAGCAAGUUCACAGCAUGUAGCACCAAUGUCACCAAUGUGACUACCUGCAUAGUGUCCCACCCAGCUGGGAACUGGAGCCAGACCAUAGCCUGCUGUCCCUCAGAGAAAAUCAACACCAACGUUUUCCUGUAUGCCUGCAGCAUUACUUGUGUUCUGAUGAUUAUCACCUUGCUGGCUGUCAUUUACUAUUUCAAGCUCCACAGUGAUAGAUCAUGCCACAAAACCAAACCUCCUGAAAUUGCUCCUAUACAUUCCCAACAGGAUGACACAAUGGAAGUGGAACCUUAUACCACUUAUGUGCAGAAGGAAAAUGUAAUUUACAACUCGGUGUCUGAUCUGACAGUGGGGCAGAAUCUUCCACAGAACCUGUGUCCAGGAACAUGAAUGAUUCAACAACACCAGAAAAGAAAAGAGAUUCUUUAUAGAAGACUGGUUAUAGAAAGAAACUUGGAGGAUUUCUUCAGAUUUUGGGGCAUCAUAGAUCACUAGGUCUGUUCAAACAUCUCUGCUUGCUGAUGAGUCCAUAGCUCUUUUUUUCUCCCUGUUUUGCCUUCUUCCUUGGGAAAAUGUAUUAUUCCUUGGGAAGAUGUGACAGACCAUACACCAUAGUUUUUCCUGGAAAAGAAGUUGUGACCAGUCUUCCCUUUGCUGUUGUUGCUGUUGUUCUGUCAGUCACUUGUAGUUGUUACUUUGAUGCACUUGACACUAUGAUGUACACAUUUGGGAGACCAGAGGAGUGUUCUGUGUGAACUGAAACAAAACACUCUUCCACCAACAGCCACUUUUUUCUAGUACAUAUGUUAGUAACACAAGACCUGAUGACCUACUGAUCAUCACUGAAUACCUCAAAUAGCAGAAAAUAAUGGUAGGGAAGAAUUAGUUCUGAAAAUGGAAAUAAGGGAUAAAUUUAGAAGGUCAUCCACUAAGAAGGAGACUGCACUAGCAUGACUAAUUCACUUGUUAGGUUAAUAUCCAGUAUUUCAAGAUGCCAUUAUGGGGUGUCAUCCAGAAGAAUCUGGACAAGAUUGAUAAGUGGGCCAAUGGGAAUCUCAUGAGAUUUAAUAAGACCAAGUGCAAGGUGCUGCACCUGGGUUGGGACAACCCCUGGUAUCAACACUGACUGGGGCAUGAACAGAUUGAGAGUAGCCCUGCUGAGAAGGACUUGGGGUGGAUGAGAGGCUGGCCCUGACCCAGCAAAGUGCACUUGCAUCCCAGAAAACCAAACGUGUCCUGGGCUGCAUCCAGAGCAGCAUGGCCAGCAGGGGAAGGAAGGGAUUCUACUCCUUUACUCUGCUCUUGUGAGACCCCACCUGUGGUGCUGCAUCCAGCUUUGAGGUCCCCUGCACAAGCAGGACAUGGACCUGCUGGAGCAGAUCCAAAGGAGGCCAUCAAGAUGAUUAGAGGGAUGGAACACCUCUCCUAUGAGGAAAGGCUGAGAGAGUUAGGAUUGUUCGGCCUGGAAAAGAGAAGACUUUGGGGUGACCAAAUUGUGUCCUUCCAGUACCUGAAGAGAACUUGCAAGAAAGAUGGAAAUGGACUUUUACAAGAGCAUGAAGUGACAGGGCAGUGGGGAAUGGAUUCAGAAUGAAAGAGAAUAGGUUUAGAUAAGAUAUUAGGAGGAAAUUUUUUUCUUUGAGGGUGGUGAGAACUGGAGUAGAUUGACAGAGAAGCUGUGGAUGUCCCACCUCUUGAAGUGUUCAAGAACAGGCUGGAUGGAGCUCUGAGCAACCUGGUCUAGUGAAAGGUGACCCUGCCAGUGCUGGGGGGGUUGCACCUUGAUGAUCUUUAAGGUCCCUUCCAACCCAAAGCACUCUAUGAUUUUGUAAUUUCCACUAAAUAUGUUCAUUCUGUGUUUCAGAUCACGGUAUGAUUAUUUUUCUAUAAGAUUCCAUGAAAAUAUGGCAUUCCUCUCUUUCUUAAGAGUAUAACCAUUAAGGUACUGUAAAAUACUUAUGUUACUCAAAACCCAUGGGUUACUUUAACCAAAAACAAACAUAAAAUAUUUCACAAAACAAAACAAGUACAAAUAUAUCUUCUAUAAAUGUGCAAUAAUGUACAAAAAAGAUAAAAUGCUUGCUAGUUGUAGUAAUAUUUAUUUUUAUUACCAAAACUGAAGUUUUGUUUCAUUUGUAUGUCUAGGUAUUUUACCGAUAUUCUUUUCAAUGUACUUGCAAGUUCACUUAUUUGUAUGCAAAUUAGCUUAUGUAUCUUAUUGUGUCUCAUUUUGAGGUGACCUAUUCUCACCUUCAGAAAAUAUCCCUUGGAAAUAAGUAAAAUAAAUUCUCCUGUAUAUA
Motacilla alba alba is the source of this 4684-nucleotide messenger RNA. RefSeq names its product CD200 receptor 1 (gene CD200R1). Gene Ontology annotation, molecular function: signaling receptor activity. The transcript has 7 exons. Bases 1947 to 2774 code for a protein of 275 amino acids. The record is from RefSeq and is a predicted model, not a curated record. Gene Ontology annotation, cellular component: external side of plasma membrane. Gene Ontology annotation, biological process: regulation of neuroinflammatory response. NCBI's taxonomy places the organism in Eukaryota, Metazoa, Chordata, Aves, Passeriformes, Motacillidae.